Messenger RNA from Medioppia subpectinata, 1645 nucleotides. The record is from the annotation of a GenBank genome assembly. NCBI's taxonomy places the organism in Eukaryota, Metazoa, Arthropoda, Arachnida, Sarcoptiformes, Oppiidae.
AUGAAAUUAAUGUCUGAUAUAAAGAACUCGUUGAAGAGUGGAUCCGAUAGAGUGGACAAUACAUUGAUAUUAGUUGAACACAAACCCGUCUACACAAUAGGUCUGCGGAACAAAGCAUACGACGAUCGGGAACUGUCUUCGAGAUUAAGAGGUUUGGGGGCGGACUUUGUGGCCACAAAUAGAGGCGGUUUAAUCACUUUCCACGGUUUGGGACAACUAGUCGUUUAUCCCAUACUAUAUUUGGGAUCAUUUAAUGUUAACAAAAGCAUCAGAUGUUAUGUGAGAGCAUUGGAGACAACAAUCAUUGAUUUGUGCCAAUCGUUUGAAGUGAACGCUUCAGUCAUCGACGGAUUGCCCGGCGUUUGGGUCGACAACGACCGUAAGAUCGCCGCCAUUGAGAUCAUUCCCUGCGGUAUUGCAGACAAAACGGUUACUUCGCUUUCAAAUGAACUCAAACGCAAUGUCACUGUCGAGGAAGUGAUCCCCAAAUUCUUGCACUCAUUUCAAAAUCAAUUUAAUUCGGCACUUAUUGUCGCUGGAAGUUAUGGAGAAGAGAUAGAAGCGCCACAAUUUGGUGAUACCUAUUACGUUGAAGCCGUGCUAUCGCUUCCUUAUGCAGAGAUCAAAGAACCAGUUGUCGCUUAUUUCGACGGAUCUAAUAAUAGGAGUCGAGUUGACUAUUACGGAGAUUUAGUUCAAACCAUACAAAGAGCCGAUUUAUCGGACGGAGGCGUUAACUAUAAGUUUGCUUAUAUGGUUGACCCCAAAGGAAACGCACAGAAAGUGUGUUUUCGUAUAAAUGGCACUAAAGAAGUUCCCGUCUCUUCUCAACCACUUUUACCCGAUUUAACGGCAUUUAAAAAGUCUGGAACUGAAAUCUGUUCCGAUUUGUUCGGUCUCUUACCAGCGAAAGCUGUUUGCACGACUGGCACUAUAGAAGGGGUUUAUUUUGUAAAGAGCGGUCAUUUAGUGAAACUUUCAGAGCAACAGUUGAUAGAUUGCAGUUGGAAUGAAGGCGACAAUGGAUGUGAUGGCGGAGAGGACUUUAGAGCCUAUGAGUAUAUAAUGAAAGCAAACGGAUUGUCAACUGAAGACGAUUACGGCCACUAUCUGGGAGUUGACGGCAAGUGUCACGACAAGAGUGUGAAGAAAACAAUUCAUUUGAAGGGCUUUUAUAACGUGACUUCUGGAGACACGGAAGCGCUGACAACUGCUCUCUACUACGAGGGACCCGUUACUGUUGCCAUCGAUGCCUCACAUAAAUCGCUCUCAUUUUACUCGAGUGGUGUAUAUUAUGAGCCCAAUUGUGGUAAUAAACCAGAAAAUCUUGAUCAUCAGGUUCUGGCGGUUGGCUUUGGAAGCCUUAAAGGGGAGAAGUAUUGGCUCAUUAAGAACUCGUGGUCUACUUAUUGGGGUAAUGAUGGCUAUGUCCUCAUGAGUCAAAAGGAGAACAACUGUGGUGUCACUACUGAGCCUACCUUUCCUAUCAUUGCUGAUCACUGAAUGCAAUCAACACAAUGUCAUUGCUUUCACACAUUUAUUCUUUAAUUGCUUUUCAAUUCCUAAAGUUUCGCUCAAUUUUUAAAUAAAAAAUAUCCAAAUGUUUGCAAUGAUUUAAAACUACAAUAAGUGUAAUAAAAGUGUU